AGGGGGAGGUGGCCCGGCGGAGGUUAGCAUGGAGGGUGCCGUGUCCGACGUGGGGGUCUGUAACCUGGCCUAUGCCGGGCGUCUGGAGGAGCUGCGGGCUCAGCUGCUGCGCGACAGGGCCCUGGCCAUCAGGGCCGACCAGGACAACCGGACCGCGCUACACUGGGCCUGCUCGGCGGGACACGCGGACGUCGCCGACCUCCUCCUCGGCCUCGGCGUGCCUGUGAACGACAAGGACGAUGCUGGUUGGACUCCCUUACAUAUUGCUGCUUCAGCAGGCCGUGAUGAAAUCGUGAAAGCCCUCAUUGCCAAGGGUGUUCAUGUAAAUGCUGUCAAUCAGAACGGCUGUACGCCUCUGCAUUAUGCAGCCUCCAAAAAUAAGCAGGAGAUUGCAAUCAUGCUUUUAGAGAAUGGAGCUGAUCCAGAUGCAACAGAUCAUUUUGAAUCCACCCCAUUACACAGAGCAGCAGCCAAAGGAAACCUAAAAAUGGUACAGAUCCUUCUGAAGCACAAUGCAUCUGUUAAUAUACGGGACUCUGAAGGGAAUACUCCUCUUCAUUUAGCCUGCGAUGAAGAGAGAGUGGAGGAGGCAAAGCUGCUGGUGUCUCACGGUGCAAGUAUUCACAUUGAGAAUAAAGAAGAACUGACCCCACUGAAAGUGGCAAAAGGUGGCCUGGGAGCCAUACUUAAAAGGAUGGUGGAAGGCUAGCGGGGACUUCUGGCUGGACUUUCCUUCCUGUUGCACUUGUAUUUAAGAUGGGAAACUUUGUAUUUUGAUAGUUCAGCUAGGAUGUUGUGUAUGGGCAUCAGCAUGGUAAUAUAAUGUGCAUCUCUAGCUUUCCUUCAAGUACAGUGCCAAAACAACUGUUUGUACUUCCUGUUAAUUAAAACAGUUCACUGAUUUUAAAGUACUUUUUCAAUACCUUCCAAUUUUCUUUCAGUUUACAGUAUGAGCUGUAUAAAUGUGGUCACUCCUUCUAUUUCAGAACGUAGUCUAGGAUUAUUUCUUACAAGCAACAGGACCAAAAAUGCUUUAACCAUUUAAAGUCAAUUUUAUUUUGGAAGCUUAUUUUAGAGUCUUUAUUGUUUUCCUUAGCCUUUGUGCUUUGUGUGUGGGUUUUUGUUUGUAUCUUUGUGAGUACUGAUCUUUCUUCAGAUGAUUCAAAAUUACACUUCUCCCUUUGUAGAAUGCAGUUUGCUCAGUUACUUAGGUAAUUGUACCCAUUUUUACUCUUCUUAGUCUAUUCAGGUGAGCUCUGAGUGUUGAAAGCUUUUCUGUUGUUAUCUAUUGUUAUCCUGUUUGUUUGAAUCUUUAAAUACAUGUAUUUGAUGGAGUGCACUGGACUGCUUGCAGAAUGCAGGCGCGGUUUCAGGGUUACCUCUGCAAAUAUACUAUUAUAUAAUGGACGGCUCUGGAUACUUCCAUGGGAUGUACUUUGAGUCUAAUUUUAUUUCCUCUUGCUCCUCCUGUAGAUUUCUUUUUCUCUUCUGUUUGACUCCCAUUAUGUAGCACUGACGCUCACAGUUUGCAAUCUUAUUUUAUAACAGAAGCCUGGUUUAAUCUCUAGUUACUCAUAGCAAAUCCUGGUAUUAAGUUAUUAGAAGGCAGAGCUAAUGAGACUGAGUCUGAAAAGUGACCUUCUGUUCUGAUGUUGGUAAGAUCACUUUUGACACUGGUGGGAUAGAUUUCCCCCUUCUUAACAAAUAAUGCUGGUGAAAUGCUGUGAAAUAAAGAACUUUGCUAAACAGCAGUCUUUGGUGUUAUAAAAUUUUAUUAAACGUACAUGUAACAAAACCAAUAUUUUCUAAAUAGCUGUACGCGUGGGAUGUGAACAAGAAGUCAGAUGAAACCCUGCCAUCCGUUACACAGUAUGGAAAUAGAACAUGUGUAUUCUUCAGCUGCAAGGAAAGGUUGAAAUGGAAGAUGACAGUUUCUACAGUUUGACUUGUAGGGAUUAAGGUAACACAAUUUAUUUUGAUAAGCAAGACAGAAACUUACAACCAAACAAAUAUCUUCACCAAGUACUUUAAGUCUAUCCUAGAAAGCAAAAUGCAGGUUAAAUUUCACUGAGGUAUCUAUUGAGAGCAGGAGGGAUAACUUGCCUGUACGGUAAACUCUGGCCACACAGACCGUGCUUGAAGUAGGAACCUGACUGAGUGUUUCUUAGAUAUUGUGCAGACACUGCUGAAACCUUGAGUUAAGAAAAGCUGAAGUUAGAAUUCUGUGUUCAUCCUUGAUCUUUGUAUAGCAAAAAACCUCUGCCAUUGCUCUGUAGCUUUGUAAAUCCACUUCCCUAGGAGAUGGUGGCUUGAAUGUUGGCUUAAUACCUGGUUUCCAUAUUAAUGAUCCCUACUCCCUCAGGAGAAGAUAAAUGGGCCAUGCAGCAGACUGUCAGAACAUCUAAGGCAAAUUCUGAAAAAUGUUUCUGCAUCCUGCAUAGCUCUGCAGGGUUUUUGAGCUGCACACCGUAGAUCAAUACCUAAUUUGGCUUGUGUUUUGCCAAGAGCAUCAGUGGAGAGCUAGGAACAGUGCCCCAUCCUUUUCUAUUUUACAUGAGAGAAACUUCAUAAUGAGAACAAACAUCUGCCAGAAGGCUUACAAAAAUAUCUCAAUAUGUUAAGAAACUCCAAAUAAAUGGUUUUUUUCCAUGCCUUCUUCCUCAUCUCAGCAAUCUGUUUUGCUUCUUAUUUUUGCCCUUUUUUUUUAUAUAGUAUCUGUUACACACUGGUGGUUAGAAAGAUGAGACAAAUUAUUAGUCUAGAACUUGUGUUCAAUUGUUCCUUUUUUUUUUUUUUUUUUUUAGCAAAUGUAAGACCUGUGGUGGUCUAGGAAGAUUGUAUUAGCUGUAGAAGGUAAUUACAACUUCAACAGCAUAAGCUCCUAUCUUACUGUAGCAAGUUAUAUAAGAAAUACAUGCAGAGAAAUUUGUGAAGGUAAGACUAAAAAAAUUAUGAUAAUAACCAUAUAAUAUAUUCCCUUCUUCAAUCAUAGUAGUGCUGUUGCAGAGAUGUGAAAGUUGGUAAGCUGUUGCAGUAAGAAAAACGUAACUAAGACACAUAUAUACAGGAGACGACUUUAGAAGAACUAAUGCAACUACAUCAGUGUGUACAGACUUGUUUAUAUUUUCCCAUGAAGGGCAAGGAUAAAAGAAUGCCUGGGAAUGUCAGAGAAGAAAUUAUUUAAAAUUAAUGCCACUGUCAGCCAAGUCAUGGGCUCCCUUGUGCCAAUAAUUGAUUUGAAUUAUCUCAUUAGGAAACACCUUUGGUAAGAAACGGCACCUAAAUAGGAGUAGGUAGUACUUACUCUUUUCUUGCUGUCACUGAGAAUGCUUCUGCAUGCUUACAAAACUUUGGGUGUGAAUAUCAGAAAUUUUCAGUAAGCUUCUAAACCUAGAUCGAAGGAUCUGAGUUUGUGGAUUUUGCUUAGGAAACUGCCACAAGAGUCAGUAAGAGAGAUGCCUGAUUAAGAAGAAACUUCCAUACAGGUCAUGAUUAAGGUUUACCCUGGGUAUUCUGGGAAGAUUGGAGCAUGAGGGUCCACUGGUAGAAUAUGGCCGUGUUGGUAUUGGUAAGAGUUUGACCCUUGCAGUCUGGCACAAGCAGUUUUUAGCUAAAACAAUAUUGUAAGAACACUGUAAAUGCUCUUUUACUCUGCAGUGAGGCUAAACAGUAGGACACAGGUAUGAAAGACAACUAUUUGAAAGCCAGAAAACUGGGUAGAAAGGGCAAUGAAUACAGUUAUGCUUAAUGAUCCAAAUUGAAUCUUAACUAGGACCUCAUGCCUUACAUCUUCUAAAUGUUGCCAUCCUUCUUCUUUUUCUUUUUUUUGUGGUCACUUGCUUGAUAAACAUAGCUGUAGGAACUCAACCCGAAAAUUUUAGCACAAAUAUAUCCUUUUAUCUGUUUUAAAGAUGACUGUUGCAUAUAACUAAUGUUUACAGGCUAGGAACAGUCCCCAAAGGAUUUAUGAACAUUAGAUCCUAUAAAAGACUUAAGUGCCAAAAAGUUCCAGAUCCCUGAGCCAGACACAUUUUUCUGCAGUGCAUGAGACUGAAACCAGUGUCUCCUUGUGUCAGUGACUAUCUGCCUCAUGUAGUUCAGAAGGGAGCUGCUGAGGCUGGGUGUCGGUAUUCACCUGAGCCCCGUGGUCCUUGAGCUCUUCUGAAAGUAGGAACCUUUGACCUUUUGAACAACUGAGUUUGCUUAACCUUACAAAUGAGGUCCAGAGAGAAGAGGCGCCUAGUGAUCAGAGUGUAUAUAGUUCAAUUCCCUCUUCUCCUUCCAAGAGAGCGCUCAUUACUCAGCUGUUGGCUAUUGCUGUGGAUGCACUGCUUACCUUUCCUCUUGAUGCUGUCAAGGAUAGAAAAUAGUCCAAGUUACACUGGGCAAAAGAGACCAGAAGAAAAGCAGCAUGAGUUUGCUUAGUGGGUAUGGCAGUUGCUUGGAAAUAAAUUUAAAUCAUUUCAGGCAGAGGAAGCGAUAGUAACUAGUGUGUUGUACAGUGGGCAGUAUUCACUUCUAAGUUUUGAAAGCAGCUGUAUCUGCAUGUCAUGAGGAAUCUGAUACUCUGUGUGCCUAUUAUAACAAGCCUUGCAAGGAAUUUAGAUUUCCAGCUCCUGUUGUCUUGAAACCCAUCAAUCGAUGUCUGAACUGGGUACCUGAAUGCUAGUUCCAUUAAACUGAAAACCAGACCUGCUGAAACACACAACUCUGCAAUGCUGGUGCGUUGGGAACUUUAAAGCCAAGAAAGUCACUGUUAAAAUGUAUUCUACAUCAGGCAACAACAGGGUAAAAGCUGCCAGGAUCCUUUUUUUUUUUUUUUGUAGCUUUAAGUGGAAUUCAGACAUGCAAGAUUUCAUUGCUCCCGUUCUUAACCUCUGUUUCUGCACUCUGAUGACAGUAUUGGCUGUGAUGGUUGUUCUUGGUGCACAGGAAACGUGAGGUUGGCCAACACUUUCUGGAGAAGACUGCUGUGGUUCAGAACUAUAUGGAUAUAUACAGCAUUACUGAUAGUUGACUGGAAAGCUCUUACUUUGUCAAAUGCUUCAGCCCAUUUCCUAAUUAGUUUUGUAAAAUAAGUUGGAUAAAUGUGGAUGAUAGUCUUUUUAUGCCUGUAUUUAUGUGUAAUUGUAACUAGAUAAUAAAAUUUGGUUAACUUUAAA
Molecule: messenger RNA, 5162 nt
Organism: Grus americana (Whooping crane)
Lineage: Eukaryota; Metazoa; Chordata; Aves; Gruiformes; Gruidae
Gene: PSMD10
Product: proteasome 26S subunit, non-ATPase 10
Exons: 5
Coding region: 29-709 (226 amino acids)
Molecular function (GO): protein binding
Source: RefSeq, a predicted model, not a curated record